Messenger RNA from Suillus plorans, 1003 nucleotides. RefSeq lists its product as uncharacterized. Bases 27 to 944 code for a protein of 305 amino acids. The record is from RefSeq and is a predicted model, not a curated record. NCBI's taxonomy places the organism in Eukaryota, Fungi, Basidiomycota, Agaricomycetes, Boletales, Suillaceae. The transcript has 10 exons.
AGGUUGAGUUUAUAUGGAGACGGCCGAUGAGAUUUUCCAACAUAUUAUAUAUCAUUGUGAGAUUUGGUGGCGGCGCACUCAUAUUUCUCUCUGCUUCAGCAUUUAUGAGCAAACACACUUCUAAAGAGGUAUGUUUCUGUUCAUUAUUCCUAAACAUUCAAGGGUGGCCCAGUUUCUGCAUUCUUUGGGCAGUUCAGCUCAUACUGCAGCUCCGAGUGUACGCUCUAUACCGCCGAUCUCUAGCGGUCCUGAUUGCGAUGGCGGUCGGAUUUACGAUUGAGGUUAUAGUCAUGUCUAUCUUUUUAGGAAUAGGCAUGGCAGAGAAUACCAAUACAAAUAAGCCGAUGCCAAAUAUUAGAAUCUGUGCCGUCACGCACGCGCCGCCUGUGCUUGCUUACGUGUGGUUGCCCGAUAUUGUUUUUGGAACAUUUCUAUUCGUGCUUGCAGGAAGGAUCGGAUUUAAACGCGGUAGAUUUGGCUUCAACAUCUUCCGCAUGGAAAGAAAAGACCUUGUCGAUGCUCUCGUGUAUGGCAACCUCCAUUACUUCCUCUGCAUACUCGUUGCGAACGUUGUAAAUACGGGAAUCUGGCAAGGGUUAGGGUUUAGCUGGUUCGAAGCUCCAGAGGGAUUCGCAGCUGUCAUCGAAAUCAUCCUUGGGUGUCGGAUGGUACUGGACCUUAAUUCAGCGGUGUCUGAUUCUGACGGCUUGCGUCUAUUGGACUCGUUCCCACUCAGAGACUCUUUCGGUGUCAGAGAGGGUCCGUCAACACUUUAUUCUGCGAUUAGCACCUAUGAUCUUGAGACUCCGCAAGGUCAACAUCGGCUUACCCAAGAGAUUGAGUUAGUUUCUCCAACUAGUCCUAGGUCUGGGGAAAGCUCUCGUGUUCUCAUCGAGGGAGCAAACGAGUUGUGUAGCAGUCCGCUUCCUACCGUUGUUCAUUAGUGUACAAAACUGUUUGUACAGAAAUCUAUCACUCCGCGACUUCAUAAACCACAUUGAUU